This is a messenger RNA of Paramecium octaurelia, 228 nucleotides long. The record is from the annotation of a GenBank genome assembly. NCBI's taxonomy places the organism in Eukaryota, Ciliophora, Oligohymenophorea, Peniculida, Parameciidae.
AUGAUAGUUAAAUUCAUUUUCAAACUAAAAGAAAUCCUAAAAAUUAGCCAUUCAGAGAUGUCUAAUCUAUAACCUAAGAGCAUUUUUGAAGAGUUAAAGAUGUUAAACAUAAUUUAGCAGAUAACUUGUUUAAAGGGCAUUCAAAAGACUAUUCUUUAUUUUGACAAGCUUUAGACUUUAGUAGAAUCGGAAAGAUAAUAAUAUUGUUUUAAAAGGAUUGAAUUGUGA